Molecule: messenger RNA, 4367 nt
Organism: Sitodiplosis mosellana (orange wheat blossom midge)
Lineage: Eukaryota; Metazoa; Arthropoda; Insecta; Diptera; Cecidomyiidae
Exons: 5
Coding region: 1018-2601 (527 amino acids)
Source: RefSeq, a predicted model, not a curated record
CACAGACGCCGCAUCAUUCAUUCCGAGAAAACAUACAGCGUUGUGAACACGAAGUCAACAAAUUGAAACUCUUACAUUUUAUCUUACAAUUUAAACUGGAAAUUUACAUUGCAAUUUAAUUUAUCUACGAUUUUGCUGGUAUUUCAUUUCGUUUUAUUUUCGAUUUACGUGCGUUUUGUAUCGAUUUGAUCCGGAGUUCACAUUGAAUUCAAGUCGCCAAAGUUAGGACAAUGGCGAAUCGUUUCAAGCCAUCAAUACCAGCGGAGGGAGAGACGAAAGAUGAAAUUACGACGAUCAAAUGUGCGCUAAAGACAAUCAUUCGCCCACAAUACCAGCAAGCAUUGAUGAGCAAAAUAACGGAUCUGAGUUUGCAAGCCACUUCCAUUUGUGUUUUGGGCUCAUUGCUGUUCUUGUUUGAGGUGCAAAAGGCGUUCGAAUAUAGGCGUCGAGAACAAUAAUUUCGCAUUUUUUGGUGGAAGUGGAGAAGAUAAGAUCAAACUCUGCUUUGAACAAGUGCUAUGGCACAACAAUCAGCCACCAAAACCGAAGUCAAGGUAUAAACCAAGCGGAACAAAUCCACGGGGACCACGAGCAGAGCUGCCACGUAUCGAUCCUGAAUUCAAAGCAAUUGUCGAAGGUCUCGACGACUAUCAUCGUAUCGAUUGGCCCAACAACAAAGAUUUCUGCAAUGGCCUUAAGCAUUUGACCAAUCAGUACACAGAUAACGUCGUCACCAAUCUUGAAACGCAUGCUAACAAACACAUCACCCAGUACUUGAAACUGAAAGUGUUCGAAUUGAACUCAAACUUGGAAGAGGAUGGAGAGAAAUUUUUGCCAAGUGACAUCGCAAGUGUUGUGAAUCUGAUCAUCAAACAAAAAGACAUCAAAGUGCCAAUUCGCGAUCCAAACAAACUCGUACGGUGUGAGGUGUUGUAUGAUAUCGUGAGAGAUUGCAAUGUGUUCCCAGAAAUCGAUCUGCAUGACCUUACAACUGACCCAAAACAUUGGUAUAAGGCCAUGCCAAUGUACCUAUCCAUGCAGCGCGAGAUAGAAGAGUACAAUUCGGAGUGGCCACAUCAGCGCCGACCCAAACGCAAGAAAAGAAAGCGAAAAAAGACAAAAGGAAAAUGGAAACGCAAGCGCAGCCAAAUGCUCGACAACCCAGAUUUUCGGCCAUUGAUUCGAAAUUUAGUAGUGGUGCCGAUGUGUGAUUUCCGGCGUACGCACUUCAGAAUCGAUUGUUCAUCCAUGCACCAGGUGUUGUCUUCGCAAAAAUUGCUACCGAAAGUGGAAAUCGAGAAUAAAAAAGGAACAACAAGCACGAAAACGAUUCAACAAAAGGAUUUCAACCGGGACAGAGAUUAUUGGUGGAAUCAGUAUUUUUACAUGCGAAAAAUUCGACGAUUCGUGCGUGCCAAAAAGCAGUUUGACUAUUCCAUAAACACCGAUGGAAUCUCUGUGUCUCUCCAGUACUCGGCCAAAAAGAAGACAGCCAACAAAGAAAUCGACCAAAAAUCUCGCAUCAUUCAGAAGAUUGAGGAUGGCACAAUCAAAAAUUUUUCGGGCGUUGAUACAGGUGUGCGAAGUUGGAAUACCACAACAACACACGACAUUGAAACUGGCAAAGAAACCAACUUUGUAAUGUCGAGCAAGCAAUUCCACUGGCAAACAGGUCAAAAGGUGCGAAAUGCCAAAGCAGCGCGAUGGACCAAAAAUUUCGUCGAAAUGGAGCGCGCAGACAGAGAAAACCGUGAUCUGUAUCCAGUGAUGCCGUCGCCAAAAGGGUCAAUGUGGCUGAACUACAUCAAACACCGAGUCAAGAUGAUGAAGCAUGGAAUCUGCGCUUACUCGACUGCCAAAUACACUCGACUCGCCUUGGACAAACACAUCAAGAGCAGUAGUGUUGUCGACGAAUGGGUGAAUAAGGUGACCGAUAAGAAACCGACUCUGUUCUUUUUUGGUGCUGAUGGCGAAAUACCACCUGAUAGCCCAAUAAGUAUCAAGAAGCACGUGCGCUGCCCAGGGGUUCGUUUGACUUUGAGGUCAAUAAAGAAGCGCCGAGAUUGUUUCAUACAAUUGGUGGACGAAUGGGGAACAUCUCAAACCGACGCAAGAUGUAUGAAUCGAUUCCAAAACCAGAACAAAGCGGCCAGAUUCAAGAAAUGCCGAUGCGUACCCGACGCCAGAACAUUGCUGCCAACGAAAAUUGUGUCAAAGUUGGGCAAAACGGAUCUAUCGAUCUACCGACAGUUGCAACGCGCCAUGAACGAAGAAGCAUUGGUAGGAGACGAGCGUUUAUUCCCAAAAGUAAAAUGUUACUACAAAAACUGGCGAUUAAACCUCGAAUGCUCUGUGAUUUGGCAUCGUGACGUCGUGGCUGCUAAGAACAUUCUACUGAAAGGACUAUGGACAUUACUGGGACUUCCGAUACCAGAGGCGAUCAAUAGGUAUUGGCGCGAAGCUGCUGAAGCAGCCGCUGCUGUUGCCGCUGCUGCUGCCGCUAGAGCAACCGCUGAAGCAGCCGCUGCAGCUGUCGCCAUCGUGGAUAAUGAUGUAGAAAUGUUCGAGUACGACCAGCAGCCAGCUGAUCAUGCUGUCUAAUCAGCACAUUGCAAACAAAAAAAAAACAAAUGUAACAUUAGUUAUUAAAGGCUAUCCCGAUCAUGUGGGAUAGUUGCGUUGAAGCAAGUUGACUCCCCAUCUGGUUGAUGUUAACUGCGCAGGAGUACUCUAGUGGGUCGUUUAGAUUAGCUGAACACCCUAGUGUACAACUUAAACGAAAAGAAAUUGGUAGCAGCAGAAAAAAAGAGAACCGGCUUUCGGGUCGGCCACAAAUAAACCGUUAACGUGUUUCACAACACAUCACUUAUACAAUUCAUUUUCCAAAUCGGUUUUGGGUUUUAUGAUAGAUAUGUAAUGUAGAUGCCGUUCUUUUUUUCGUCUGUUUUAUCUGUCUUCAAUGUGAAUGUUUGCGAGUUUAGAUGAUUAGAUUGACGGUGAUAUGGAAAACAGUUCACAAAUGGCAAUCUAAUCAAGUGGAAUCGGAUUUGGACAAUGUUGCGAAGCAGUUAAUAUCUUUGGAAUUGUCUUCGGUUGUGGUCGUGUGUCGUUUUUCAAAUGAUGCAUGUAAUUAUUGAGACAAAUUCAUAAGUUGCGGCAAUUAAUCUGUUCGAUGUUUUUAUUGGCCGCACACACACACACACAUACUAAAGCAGACACUAAAGCAGACACUCAGACAGUUUUUCCUAAGGAACCGAAUCAAACGGAACGGUAUUGGACCACGGAAUCGGGAGAAAAACAGCUGGAAAUCGAUUAUAAUCGCAUUGUUAUGAGAGACUCAAGAUAAUUAAUUGAAAACCAUUUAAGCGCUACCAUUAACUUUCGAUAGUUUACUCGGUUUUUUUCUCACAUAACAUUUUCGGUAUUGUCUUGGUCUUGAGAUGAUAAAUAAGUCUUGGGGGAAAUAAUAAAAGAAACCAUCGGCUAAUCGACUUAUAAUGAUGUGUACUUUUUUCGAUAUCCGCCAUUGCGUUCGGUUUUUUUUGUUUUUGACGAUACGAUAUAAUUUGUUUUUAUUCUUUCCUCAAUUCACUCUUUAAUUCGACCAAAUGAAAUCAUAACGAGAUCUCAAGCACACACAAUGCUUCACUUCACACGUUAACCAGCGUGAACGUGUUUUUUUCUCUCUCUCUCCAUUUCAUAUAGGGUAAUGUCUCUAUGAGUGGGCCGUCUCCAUGAGUGGGCCACCCAACAGAUUUCCAUGAAAUCAAAGUCGAAAUGGCAAACAAGUAUUUUUAACAGUUUCGCCUUAUCAAAAAACCUUUAAAUAGCAAUUCUCGAAUAUAUCGCAAGUUUUUUUGAGUGCAAAAAACCAUUGUUAAAAAAAUUAGUCGAAAAAAAAUCAUUUUUAUAAGAAAGUGAAUUUUGCCGAAGCCCAAAACAAGUUUGAAAAUCGUAUUUUUUAAGUAGAGUUUUGUUUUUUUUGGUUGGCCAAGGCCAUGAUAUCGAUCAUUUAAAAUUAUUUCGAAGCAAUUUUGAUGUUAACAUUUUUUUUAGUGAGUCAAUCAAAAUGGCUUUAAAUUUAAUGAGUGGGCCACCCAUUAUUUUCUUCCCCGAAACAAUCAAAUUUAGAUCGAAAACCCGUGUAUAGUGUAGUGUUGACUUUAUUAAACCGCAAAUACGUCAUAAAAUGCAAUUAGUGUAAAAUUUCCGUUCAUCCGAAUGACGAAAAUAUGACUACAAUCUAAUUCACCUGUAAAUAAUAUGACUUCCAAAAGACGUGGAUUUCGAUGCUUCAGACGCCCAAACUAUACAUUAAAACUUUAGAAAUUCGAUAAAUAUCCAAUAAACAUUUAUAUUCUAUGACA